Manacus vitellinus (golden-collared manakin) is the source of this 552-nucleotide messenger RNA. Its product is annotated as inhibin beta E chain-like. The record is from RefSeq and is a predicted model, not a curated record. Gene Ontology annotation, cellular component: extracellular region. Gene Ontology annotation, biological process: SMAD protein signal transduction; BMP signaling pathway. NCBI's taxonomy places the organism in Eukaryota, Metazoa, Chordata, Aves, Passeriformes, Pipridae. Gene Ontology annotation, molecular function: growth factor activity; cytokine activity. The transcript has a single exon. The annotation marks the transcript as partial.
CUCAACGCCAGCUGGUCCCACCAGCCCUUCCUGGUGGCCAAGGCGAAGGUGCGGGAGCCCGAGCACCGCGUGGCCAAGCGCAGCCUGCGCUGCAGCCCCAACUCCAGCCUGUGCUGCCGCAGGGACUAUUACGUGGACUUCCGCGACAUCGGCUGGAACGACUGGAUCAUUAAGCCCGAGGGCUACCAGAUAAACUACUGCGUGGGCCAGUGCCCCCUGCACGUGGCAGGCAGCCCCGGGAUGGCCUCCUCCUUCCACACGGCCGUCUUCAAUCUCGUCAAAGCCAACAACGUGCAGGCGUCGGGGCAUUCCUGCUGCGUCCCCACGCGGCGCCGCCCGCUCUCCGUCCUCUACUUUGAUCGCAACAGCAACAUCGUCAAGACUGACAUUCCCGACAUGAUCGUCGAUGCCUGUGGCUGUAGUUAGGGCUGGGGGAGCCGCGCUGGGACCCCCCUUCUCCAGGACUGUCUCUCCGGUGGAGGGGGAGGGAGCUGGAGAGCUCCCGGGAGCUGGAGCCAGCCCGUGGGGCAGUGGACCCCUUUGGGAAGGUUG